This is a messenger RNA of Fusarium proliferatum ET1, 684 nucleotides long. RefSeq lists its product as uncharacterized. The record is from RefSeq and is a predicted model, not a curated record. Lineage: Eukaryota; Fungi; Ascomycota; Sordariomycetes; Hypocreales; Nectriaceae. Bases 1 to 684 code for a protein of 227 amino acids. The transcript has a single exon.
AUGUCCUCCACACAAGAGCUCGGUGAGGGCUUCAAGCACACCGGCAAACGUCGAAGAGUCGACGAUGACGGUGCGCCGGAGGAUGAAAACCAUGCCUUGAGGAAGAGCCUUGAGGAGGAGCAUGAAGCCUUUAAGAAGAAGACAAAAGCCCUGGCAGAGAAACUCGAUAGAGUGGAUGAGUGCAUGGAGUCAUUUAAAAAGACUUUCAUUCCGUCUUUCGGUACGGUGGUUGGUGGACUGGCAGAAUAUCGAAGCCUCGAGAAUGCGUUCGAGCAAGCAAAAGCAGAGAUAGCAUCGUUGCAGCUGGCUCCUGCUCAAACAGCGACAGAAGAAACUUGGCAACAAAACGUCAUCGAGAUGGUCGAGAAACAUAAGUACAGGAUCACAAUACCGAUCAUAACUCAUGCUCAAGUUAUGGAGCAGUUCCAACCACUGAUCGCUUCUGGGAACAAAAAACAUGUCGACCACUUGUUGGAUUUUGUCUUCCAAGCCAAGGUCGGGAAAUGGUACUGUUUCCAAGAGGUUUGCGACAAGGGAACUUUAGGGCUCACUGAAGUCCGUAUUGGUCCAGAAUGUCCACUCCAUGGAGUAGGAUGUAAGCAGGUCCUGAUGGCCAGAAUGGAAGCCACUCCUCAUUUCCAGGUCAUCUUCAAAAGGUUUGACCCGUUGGGUUUACCACAGUGA